CCUGCCAAUUAAUCUCUGUAGUUGAAGCUUGUGGAGUUCAUAGAGGUUUACGUUAAGUAGGUUUCUACGUAGGUUGAUUAAAAGCCAACAGUUUCUGUCAUUUCAUUUAAUUCGAAGGUAGGGUGAUGACGGAAAGUGAACCUCAAGCAAAGAAGAAAAUGCCUAGUUCUCUUACGCAGUUGAAGAAUUUUACCACUGUUGUGGCAGAUACUGGAGAUUUCGAAGCCAUGAAGCAAUACAAACCCACUGAUGCCACCACAAACCCAUCACUCAUGCUAUCAGCUGCCAACAUGCCACAAUAUAAACAUCUUAUCACAAAAGCUGUGGAGUAUGGCCGCAAAAGUGGAAACACACCAGCUGAACAGCUAGAGGCUGCAUCAGACAAGCUGUUUGUCCUCUUUGGAACCGAGAUUCUGAAAAUUGUUCCUGGACGAGUCUCUACAGAAGUGGAUGCUAGGCUGUCAUUUGACAAAGAAGGCAGUAUACAAAAGGCUAGGCGUUUGAUUCAGCUGUACGAGGAGCAAGGUAUCAAGAAAGACCGAAUCCUCAUUAAACUUGCGUCCACAUGGGAAGGGAUACAAGCUGCAAAAGAACUGGAAGAAACUUAUGGAAUCCACUGCAACUUGACAUUAUUAUUUGCCUUCUGCCAAGCUGUGGCCUGCGCUGAAGCAGGAGUUACACUCAUUUCGCCAUUUGUGGGUCGAAUUCUUGAUUGGUAUGUAGCAAAUACAGGUCAGAAGACAUUUGAACCUUAUGAAGACCCAGGAGUUGUAUCUGUUACAAAGAUAUACAACUACUACAAGAAGUUUGGAUAUAAGACGGUUGUCAUGGGAGCGUCCUUCAGAAAUGUUGGUGAGAUAAAAGCAUUGGCAGGAUGUGACUUACUGACUAUCAGCCCCAAGCUGCUUGAAGAGCUUGAUUCAAGCAAUGAGGAAUUAUAUCAGUUUCUUACAGAGAAGUCUGCUCGUAAGACUGAUGUUGAAAGGAUCACCAUGGAUGAGAAGACAUUCCGCUGGCUGCUGAAUGAGGAUCAGAUGGCUUCUGACAAGCUAUCUGAGGGUAUUCGUAAAUUUGCUGAGGAUUCUCGCAAGUUGGAAAAACUUCUCAGAGAGCAUUUGGGCAAGGCUAAAUGAAAUUAUCAGUGAACUGUCAAACUGAAACAUAUUUGAUGCCAAUUGUUAUGGGGGAGGAGGGGAACAGUACAGUACUUGCAUAGGUUAGCAACUGCUAUCUUGGUGAAAGGGUAAAUGAAAAUCAGACUGAUAAAUCUGGUGACAGUUGAGGAAAUAGGGACAUCUUACUUCUGUUUUAAACAUUUUUGCUCUACUUUGUCAUGUGUCAUUGAACAUUUUUCUGAAAUAUAUUUUCAGUCUUACAAUUCCAUAAUUGUUUCUGUUCGAUGUGUUAUACUUUCUCAUUUAAAAUGUUGACUUCCAGAAUUAAAAUGCAUAAUACAAAUCAAAUAUGAUACAUUA
Messenger RNA from Cryptotermes secundus, 1475 nucleotides. It is a transcript of the gene Taldo, whose product is annotated as transaldolase. NCBI's taxonomy places the organism in Eukaryota, Metazoa, Arthropoda, Insecta, Blattodea, Kalotermitidae. The transcript has 7 exons. The coding region runs from base 126 to 1133 and encodes 335 amino acids. Gene Ontology annotation, cellular component: cytoplasm; intracellular anatomical structure. Gene Ontology annotation, molecular function: transaldolase activity. Gene Ontology annotation, biological process: pentose-phosphate shunt; carbohydrate metabolic process; pentose-phosphate shunt, non-oxidative branch. The record is from RefSeq and is a predicted model, not a curated record.